Aphanomyces astaci is the source of this 162-nucleotide messenger RNA. RefSeq lists its product as hypothetical. The transcript has 2 exons. Lineage: Eukaryota; Oomycota; Saprolegniomycetes; Saprolegniales; Verrucalvaceae. The record is from RefSeq and is a predicted model, not a curated record. Bases 1 to 162 code for a protein of 53 amino acids.
AUGGCGCUUGCCGACUUUUCAAACUCGUCCAAGCAGAUGGCCCACGUCGAGUCGUGUUGGACUGGCACAUCGGUGCCAAGUGCUGUUUCUUUCCACAGCUGCCACGUCAUGGGAACUGCAGACGACUUUAGUUGCGAGACACAGGGCUCGUACUUCAAAUAG